Molecule: messenger RNA, 1958 nt
Organism: Poecilia latipinna (sailfin molly)
Lineage: Eukaryota; Metazoa; Chordata; Actinopteri; Cyprinodontiformes; Poeciliidae
Gene: cldn15lb
Product: claudin 15-like b
Exons: 6
Coding region: 704-1375 (223 amino acids)
Cellular component (GO): membrane; bicellular tight junction
Molecular function (GO): structural molecule activity
Source: RefSeq, a predicted model, not a curated record
GUUGGGCUGCAGAAAGAUCAACCAGCACUGUUUUGUUGUUUCAAUACUGAACUCAGCGGGCGGUUUGGCGCGACGAAGCAGGCGUGCAAACAUGGAGCCAGUUUGAUAAACAGGAGUCUGAAGUCCACCAACCGUCAGAAACCAGAGGAACAUUUCUUCUCUCCGAUCUGCUGCUACAAAGGUUCAUGUCAGAAAUACAAAAACUGUCAGAACAACGAAUUCAUUCUGUCUGGUUUUAAAUUGGUUCUCAGGGAAUUAAAAAAUGAGCGAAUAAAGGUUUCACAAUGGUGCUGAAGUUGGAAGAGAAGCCAAACGGUCUUGACUCUGUUAGAACCAGCAGAACCUCUACAGAGCCGAAACGAGGUCAGCGUGGGAGCUGCUGGUGGUGAAACUGGGAUCCCUGAGAGUCGAUACUGGUGUGUGUGUGUUCAGCCUCUCCCAGAGUUCAUCGACCUCCAGCAGACCUCGAUCAGGCCGGGUUCCCACAGAGACGCUUCAGAUCCGGCCGCAGAGCCACAAAGCAACAGAAAACCUUCAUCAGCCCUGAAAUCUGAGCAGAAGCUUUUAAGUUAAAGGCAUAGAGGACCAAGAACGCCACCCUGAGGAACCCCAGAAACCAACAUCUGCAGAGGAAGACCACAGCUGCUGAGUCCCUGCAGUCCCUUCAUUGUCCGGGUGUGUCUCUGCGUGGACAUCGGUCAGCAUGGGGGUGUGUCUCCAGGUUCUGGGCCUGGUUCUGGGCAUUGUGUCCUGGUGUCUACAGUCCAGCUCUACAACCUCUCACACUUGGAAGGUGCGUAGCCAGGCAGAGACGGUCACCACCAGCUCCUGGCAGUUUGAAGGCCUGUGGAUGAGCUGCGCUGCCACGGCGCUCGGGUCCGUCCAGUGCAGCAAGUUCAAGACGGUCCUGGGCCUCGACUCUCACCUGCAGGCCUGCAGAGCUCUGAUGAUCUUGUCCCUGAUCCUCGGUCUCGCCUCCAUCAUCGUCUCCAUUCUCGGACUCAAAUGCACGAAGAUCGGCCGGAUAGCAGAGCAGGUCAAGGAGCAGGUCGCCCUGAGUGGAGGCGUCUUGUUCAUCCUCUCUGGCGUCUUCACCCUGACGGCGGUCUCCUGGUACGCCGCCAGAAUCAUCAACGAGUUCUAUGACCCGUUCCAUGCUGGACUGAAGUUUGAGAUGGGUACUGGUCUGUACCUGGGCUGGGCGUCCUCUGGUCUGGCCAUACUGGGAGGAUCUCUGCUGUGCUGCAGCUGCAGGCGGAGCGCCUACACACCCACUCCGAGGCAGUUCUCCUACCACUCCAACUCCAGUGGUGGUCAGAGCAUCUACAAAGCGGCUCCGGACUCAGAGAGCACCAGCACUAAAGCGUACGUCUGACUUGGCGGUCACCCGCGACCUGAUGAACAGCCGCCUGAACCCAGUUUUAACCCUGUCUGAACCCAAUCUGAACUCUGCCUGAACCCAGUUUUAACCCUGUCUGAACCCAAUCCGAACUUCAUCUAAAUCCCGUCUGAACCCUGCAGUCCCAGGGUCCCGCAGGCUGCUCACUGUCCAACAGCUUUAGAACUCCAUAAAGUUCUGCAGAAGCCCGUUUAUGACCCGAUCAUUCAGAACAUGAACAUGAUGUUGAACCGUUUGUCCACCAGGUGUCGCCAAAGAGGAGCAAUAACACAGUUAGUUUGGCAGAUUAAAACAUUAAAGCAGCUCGUUUAUUUAUUCUGAAAACCAAAUUUAGCAAUUGGUGUUUUAUAAUUUCUGUCUAAGUUUUCUCCUGUUUCUCUUUCAUCUUGAAGGUGUGUAGUUCACUCUUUUCGCCACCAGAUGGCAGCAGAUAAUUACGUCUGAAUCUUAACGGGAACUCCGGUCUGAUUAUGGAUUUAUGUCUGUCUCUGUUGGCCCUGAAUGUUUUUAUUGGUUUGUUUUAUAUGAAUGAAAAAUAAAAUCAAAUGAAAAACAAAAA